Molecule: messenger RNA, 3171 nt
Organism: Leptidea sinapis
Lineage: Eukaryota; Metazoa; Arthropoda; Insecta; Lepidoptera; Pieridae
Exons: 1
Coding region: 224-1606 (460 amino acids)
Source: RefSeq, a predicted model, not a curated record
GAGUGUAGUGGCCGCCUCACUAGCCGCGGCUCGCGACCGACUCGCAUAGUCGGCACCGGUCGCAUCCAUUCAGUCAGUUCACAGUCGGCAACAGCGUCGAACGUACGCGUCGAUUUGUUGCUCUCGAUGUUAGUUUACGAUUACGAAAUCGUGUUUACACUUGGAGUUUCACCGUGACAGUGAAGUGUUUAUUCUAAUAUGGGUUAAGCAUUAUAUUUGAGAAAUGAGUCCGGGUGAGCGCGCCGCCCUAGGGCGCCGCGAACACCCUCGCCCUCACUAUGGUGCCACCGCAUCGGGAUUUUCACCAACUUUUUACCCGCCGCCUUACGGAGUGCCUCAUCCAAAUGCCUGGCUAGGGGCUCCCCUUAUUUCUAUGACAGGACGGACGCAGCAACAAAGAAAUAGUCCUGUUGGAAAGCUUGCUAUGCACGCUCAAGGUGCGCCUUUAAUUAUACAAAAUAGACAUGAUCGAAGAAAGUUCACCCAGGUUACCGACCAACGCAACCAUCGCCCAAUCGGAGUUACGGAACAGGUCAUGAGGGACAAUUUUGAAGCAGAUGCACUGAGGCAACGCAAUCAACAACAACAAAUGCGGUCCAAUCGAAAUGUUCGUGGCAACAAUACGGACGCGGUCAGUAUUGCUAGCGAUGAAAGUUCCGGUUCUACUAAUUCUGAAACCAUGUUACCACGGAUAAUUAAACCAAGAAAACGACGCAAAAAAGAUAGAAAACCGAAUAACAUUAUGCCACACGAUAUGUCCAAUGCAGGCAUAGAACUAGGUGAAGUUGAACAUUGCGCUAUUACAAAUAUGGCAUCAAGUUUGCACAACGUCUACGAAGAAACUUACUGUAGAGAAUUGUCAUUACCGUAUCGUUUAGAUGUGAAAGUUCUAGAUUACCCGGACCCAGUGCCGGAAACGUACAGAGUGACUGCGUUGGGUGAAGCUUUAGAAGCUACUCGUUUUGGAAUAAAUGAGGCUGCGUCGCCUGCGGAAUCUGCUAUUAGUUCAUGUCAGUGCCGGUAUUGCGACCCCGUGGGUCAAAUUUGGGAUGCUGAAUCGAUCGCGCGAUUACUUGAUGAAAAUUCUAGUGGUGACUUUCUACCGACUAAGUUAGAGGAAUCUAUGAAAGUUGUUGGUCCCCUUGUUACGAGAGGAGCGGACACUGUCUUGAGGCGUAGUUGGAGCGAUCCCUCUGCAAGAGUUGCAGAAAGUCGCGAAGUAGCAAACAGUGACUCGGCGUCGGCAGCUAACCUAUAUUCUUUAUUUCCACCGACGAGAAGAGCUAGCUCUACCGAGCCAAGGUCGCAGCUCGCUUUAGAAAUCUCGUCUGAAAUUGUUACAUCAAUGAAUGGACAUCGUGACCUGGAAAUUAAAUUAUUUUCAACCUCGCCCCCGGCAACGAACUCGGAACGCCGUUCUUUUUUUGACGACGACUGUGUCAGUGUUUCAAACAAUCAAAACAGUUUAGUGAACAGUGAUAAAACAGAUUCAUGUUUAAGCGAUUCCCGAAAAAGUGACCAUGUGGAUUCGUCGGGAUGUUUGUCGGCCUACGCUAAUGUCGAGUCUGCUCGCAAAAUUUGUGAUUUAGCCUUAGUUUCUGCCUGAAGUCUUUGUGAUCUAUGUAUAAAUUAUGUAGUUUGGAUGUGUGCUUUAUGUUCAGAGAGCUCGAAGCUCGCCAUUUGAGCUGGACUCAAAUUUUCACAGCGAUGCAUGCACGGAGCAUCUUAAUGAGAUAUUAUCACUUGAGAUCUCCGAAUUCUUUUUCCUGUAGGACCUAAAAUAAUUUAUUUCUAAUAGUAGUUUUUUAACGUAAAUGGAACUUUAUCUGGUCUUUUCUUAAUGAAUAUAUAACCAUAAAUACUCUGAAUAGAAGAGCAAUAUGUAUAAUAUGAUAGAUUUCUAGAUAAGUAGUUACCAUGACUCGUGUGCAAUUAGCGUUUCACACUACUGACACGGUUGCGCGACUGAGCGGACCCUAUUGCGGUUUCCCGUGGUUUUCACCGUUCCGGACGGCGCUUUGGGUUCAUAGUGCUGAUCGCUUUUUGUUGUAACUAUCGCGUAACCAGUAAAAAAAUAAAUGGCCGAACGAAUUGUGAAUCGCUUUCGCAAGACGUUUUUUGAUAUUUUGCUUAAAUGAGAAUCAUCAAAGGAAUCGCCAAUUAGUAAUCCCAAAAGUGACAUAAUUUAAGUCCAUGAAAUAAAAAUUGUAUCGAUAAGAAAAGUGUUAAAUUUUCAAGUGUUAUCGUUGUUUAAAUAUUAACUUUUUCGUUAAUUCACUUCGGUUACGUGUAUAAACCCAAUUAUAUUUAGUAUUCGUUUGUCGAUUUCCCUCUAAUCUUUUGUAUAUUUAAUAUAGCAUUACACAUAUUCAGAGGCAAUUGAUUGAUUUCCUAGGUUAUUGGUUGUCAUGGAUCCGAAAGCGGUCGAGUAUUUGAAAGAUACACCAGGCAGAGUUCCAUAUUAAUGUAGAUAAUGUGAAUAGAACUAAGUUAUUAAUGAAUUAUUAUUCAUCGGUACACUAUCGUUGCGUUUUAUACUUCAAGGGACGUACUUGAGUUUCAUAUUUUCAAUUUAGAUCGCGCCAUCUGCUAGAUGGCCGCGGGGCGGUCGCGUGCGUGGGACUACAUGAUAAAUCUUCACUUACUUUUUUUUUCUUCGCGAUACGCUCGACGUAGACGAGAAGUUAUAGUAGUUUCUUAUCAAUAAAAAUUCUAACCUUAAUGCAUAUUAGUGAGAAUACGUCGAUUGAUUUAUUUACGACUUGCGGAGCUAUCGGCUUUCUCGGCAAACCGGUCGUAAAUAAAUGCGACGGCUCUCUUUUCAUUAAACGAAAUCAAAGCGGGCACUUUUAUUUCUUUGAUAACGCUAACAAGAGGCUGGAAAUUAUUCCCUCCGUGGACAGCAGUGAUACCAACCAUAUUGUUGUUAAAGUUAGACUCGCAAAGCACACUACGUCGAGCCAUUCGGUUCGGGAUCAAGGAGGCGUACCGCAUGAUGUAAAACUCAACGAUACAUGGUUCGGUGAAAUUUUAAAAACCUAGGCUUACUGAGUGAAUGCAUUUUAUACAUACAAUAAUUAUAUAGUUUUACAAUUUUGUUUGUGUACGUCGUGAAGCACGAGUUACACGUUUGCACACUAUUUUUGUACAAUAAAAACCAUCAUGCCCUGA